AUGCAGGAGUUGCAUGCUGUGCAGUCGGAAGGGCGACUGCAGCGGAGCGCAUGGGAAUCGCAGAAUUCUGCAUUGCAUUCACAAGUUUCGGGUCUUCGAGAAGCCAUUUGUCAGCGGGAAGUGCGCAUUCGCGAGUUGGAGGAGCAGGUAGAGGUAGAGCAGGCAGAGUUACGUAAUGUGAAGCAACAGGUUUUGGAGGAAGCUGGGGCAAAACGCCAUCAUGAGGCUCGCUGCUUGGCCGAAGCGGCCGAGGCCCGAGCCGCCCUCCUGCAAGCUGAAUCGCAUGCAACGCAGAAGGGACAACUCUGGGAGCAGCACCGCUCGCUAGAGGUAGCAGAGGUGCAACUCUAUCACAAGUUGGAGAUGUGCGAAGAUGCCACCGCAAAGAGCAGAACCAAGCACCAACACCUGCAAGCAGAGUCGCGCGUGCUGAGUCUGGAAUGUGAGGAGCUCAAUACGAAAUGGUUGGGUGCUACAGAGACCAUUGGAUGCCUGGAACUGGACACACAAAAGCUCGAGUCCCAAGCUGAGAGAUUUCGCAGUAUCGAGCGGGAGAAGGCAGAAGCCGAUGCUCAAGGACGCCUCGUGAGAUCGCAGCUGUGGCGAUUGGAGAGAGAGGAGUCGACUUGCAAACAAGCGCUGGCAGCAUCGCGUGCAGCCAGUUCUCGCCAUGAGCAGCAAUUGUGUGAGCAAGAGGAAGAUCUUGGCCACAUGCGACUGGAACAAGAUAGCGCUCAAAUCCGGCAGAGAGCAUUGGAGUCGCAAAAUGAGGCUCUGCAAUCUUGGUGUUCUUCCUUGCAAGAACAGAACUUGCAGUUGGAAAGUGUGCGGACAGAAGAAGCAGAGAUGCACUGGCUCUCAGAGUACAGGGAAACAGAUUUGCUGCGACAACGCUUGCUUGUAGCAAACGAGUCGCAAGCAGAUGCUUUUGGUCGGGAAGCAACUUUAUGUGAAGAAGUCAACUGCCUCAGAGAAGCCAAUGCAGCCUUUGAGAACACCAUGGGUGAGAUCAAAUGUCGCCACCAGCAGCUGCAAGCGGAGUCAGAAAGCCGCCAGUCAGAAUGCGAAGAACUCACUGCAAGCUGGCUGUCUGCUCGUGAGGAGGUUGACUCCAUGCGGCUGGCAAUGCAGCAGCUGAAGGCCCAAAUCAGGAAUGCACAGGAGAAGAACGAACAACUGGUGGUUGAUUGCAAAGCCUUCAAGAAAGAGUGUGCCGAAAAUCAGGAGCAGAGUGCCAGGUUGCAGCUGCAUGUGCGUCAAUGUCGCAUGCAUUUAGCGGCGCUUCAGCAAGAGGCCGUGAUGGAAGGGUCGCAUUUCUUGCCCCCAGCCAGCCAAGUGCAGAGGAGCAUAUGGGAUUCGCGGAAUGCCGGACUACGUUCACAAGUUCCGGGUAAGGGUGUUUCAAGUGAUGCUCCACGAGCCGUGCAAGCCUAUGAGUUCCAGGACCAGCUGCAGACAGACAAGGAAUUGUCGCAAGGAAUGUUUUCAUCCUCAGCCGAGCCGGAGUGCGCAUUGCUGCUGCCUGCGCUGGCCUGGCAACAGAACAAGGGCGAGGGGGCUCACGACGCCUCACUGCAACCGCAUGUGGAAGAGCAGUUGCACCGGCUUUCCCACCAGUCCAUCUCGAACCCAGAUACUGCGUGGGGUGCAGAUGCCAAGUGGAGGCCGCCGGCCGGCGGCCACACCACAAAUGGAUCAACGAGGUCAGCCUCCGCUGGUGUUUGCCGCUGUCGUCUGCUGCUGCGAAAUGCUUGCCUCGUCAUUUGGCGACAUUGGGCGGAGGACAGGAAGUAUGCGCAAUGCCAGGCAAUUACCUAUCACCUGGAAAGACGGUGGCCCUUGGCCUUGGCCUUCUCUGUCUGGGCAAGGUCGAGCGAGACUGCGACAUUUCGCAUUCGCCAUGGGCUGCAUCUUUUUUGUGCUGCAGUGCUGAGUGCACAGCGACGAUGUUUGCUCCAGGCAACUCGCUGCUGGCUGGGAAGUUCAAACGACACCGUGCUUGUCACCCUCACAGACGCAGCCUCUGUGCAAAGUGACAGAAUGUACAAGCGAAGACGUAGUGUGGUCGAUCGAUUUGUGGUGGGACACCUUCCAGCACGCCGCAGAGUGCUGCAGCUUGCCUUGCGUGCUUGGCGAGAUGCAUCUUGCACUUGUCAGACCUGUGGGCAUCAAACUGAAAGGCGGCCAUCGGCUCUACAGUCGAAGGCUGGCAGCCCAAUACAUGUCGACGAAACCCGGCAAGGAGUCCGCGAAAGCAAGCCAAAGACAAAAGCUUCAAUUCCAACCAUUCUGUUAUUGCAGACAAUUUCUGCUUGGCGAGGAGUCGUUCGAGCUCGGAGGGCCAGAAACAAGUCGUGA
Messenger RNA from Symbiodinium sp. CCMP2592, 2358 nucleotides. The record is from the annotation of a GenBank genome assembly. Lineage: Eukaryota; Dinophyceae; Suessiales; Symbiodiniaceae.